This is a messenger RNA of Microthlaspi erraticum, 879 nucleotides long. Lineage: Eukaryota; Viridiplantae; Streptophyta; Magnoliopsida; Brassicales; Brassicaceae. The record is from the annotation of a GenBank genome assembly.
AUGAGAAAACAUUUCGAAUCAUGUGGAAAGCUGUUGCAUGUUUAUAUUCCCGGAUACUUGAAACUCAGAAUUCUCAACAGUUUUGCCUUGAUUUAUAUUCGGGGAGAAUGUGCAGAGGAGAAGGCGUUGACACUUAGCGGAAGUUGCAUGGGAGGACACAAGUUGGUGGUGGAGCCUUACCCGUUUCAUGCCACACACCUUGACCAUAAGUUUGCUCCUACGAGAGACGCAGACAAUAUCAAAGACAUCAGGAUGUUUUUUGAAGGAUAUGACACUUCGCUUCCCUUGGAUCGUGUCGAGAGCAUGCUGUAUCGAGAACUCGGUAAAUGUGGACGUGUCUGUGAUAUAGAUGUUGACCAAGACAUAGAAAACGAAGCUCUUCUCGAGAGAGUCGCCCUCGUUGCUGCCGAGGGAAUAGACAUGGUAGAGAGGUUGCUGCAAAUAUGUGGUAGUGAUGUGAAAGGAUUGGAGAAUAUUAAAAGUAUUGGUGUUGUAACUCCAGAAGCAGACGAAGCUAGCUCCGCCAAUUUCUCACCGUGGCAAUUUGCAUCUACUCCUUCCAAAGCUCCUGAGUAUCCAAAUAUCCCCAACCCGCCACAUUUUGGUAGCAAACUCCCUUAUCCAUGGAAUGUUUAUGUGGAUAGUGGGACUGCUGCGUUAAUGUGCAUGAGGAAUACAGAGACUGGUUUUGUCCAGUACGCGGAAGAGACACCAGCUCCUGCUUCGAGAGCCCGCUACGCACCUGAGGAUCCAAAUCUCCCCUGGCCGUGGAUAGGUCUUGUGGAUACGAUCAGUGGGGAUCUCUACUUUUGGAAUACACAGACUGGUGUUACCCAGUACCAGAGACCACCUUCAAAUUAUAUAAAUGGUUUGUUUUAG